Molecule: messenger RNA, 465 nt
Organism: Haplochromis burtoni (Burton's mouthbrooder)
Lineage: Eukaryota; Metazoa; Chordata; Actinopteri; Cichliformes; Cichlidae
Gene: rps27.1
Product: ribosomal protein S27, isoform 1
Exons: 4
Coding region: 114-368 (84 amino acids)
Biological process (GO): ribosomal small subunit assembly; translation
Cellular component (GO): cytosolic small ribosomal subunit; ribosome
Molecular function (GO): RNA binding; structural constituent of ribosome
Source: RefSeq, a predicted model, not a curated record
UGCCAUAUCCUGAUAAAUUCGUCACGUCCGGCUGUUGCUCAAAGGAGCUACCAAUAUGAACCUCUUGCUUCCGGUAAUGCCUCCUUUUCGGCAGCGGCUACUUCCUCGCCAACAUGCCACUCGCAAAAGACUUGUUGCACCCGUCCCCUGAGGAGGAGAAGAGGAGGCACAAGAAGAAGCGUCUUGUUCAGAGUCCCAACUCUUACUUCAUGGAUGUAAAAUGUCCAGGAUGCUACAAGAUCACGACGGUGUUCAGCCAUGCUCAGACAGUCGUGCUGUGUGUGGGCUGCUCUACAGUCCUGUGUCAGCCCACCGGAGGCAAAGCACGUCUCACAGAGGGGUGCUCAUUCAGGAGGAAGCAGCACUAGCUGUCCUCCCCGGAGAGGAGGGGAUGGACCGGUUGAUAUCAGCGCCUUCGAGACGGCAGCGGCGGCGGACCCUGCGGCCCGAUCGAAAACGAGAUCU